Molecule: messenger RNA, 1783 nt
Organism: Anopheles merus
Lineage: Eukaryota; Metazoa; Arthropoda; Insecta; Diptera; Culicidae
Product: caspase-1-like
Exons: 2
Coding region: 167-1051 (294 amino acids)
Biological process (GO): proteolysis
Molecular function (GO): cysteine-type endopeptidase activity
Source: RefSeq, a predicted model, not a curated record
UCAUACGAUAAAGCAAACCAGAAUCCAGUUCAUUUGAUAAGACCUAUCGUAAAGAUAAACCUUGAAUUCCAUUGAGUAAGUGGUACGGUACGAAUUGAGUCUCGCAUUAGUCUGUCACGGAACGUCAACAGUGAAUAUGUUUAAUAGUCAGUUUGACCUUUAGAAAAUGGACUCCUCCACUCUUCCCUCUGGGUCAUCCGAUGAGUUGGACUCAAAAUCGGUACAAUUAAGUAGAGCAGCGGCGACGCAUCCCACUGAGGGUUUUGCUAAAGCUGAACCGGUAGGAAUUGACGAGUGUUACGACACAAGUAAUGCUAGGCGUGGCAUUGCGCUUAUCAUCAAUCAGGUGCAUUUUAGCAGCAUGGCAGUGCGCGAUGGUAGCAACAAGGAUCGCACCGAUAUUAGCACGGCAUUGCAACGAAUCGGAUUCGAGGUGCGUGUGAUGGACGAUCCGAACAGAAAGCAGCUACUUUCCACGCUCAAGCAGCUUGCCGGUGAGGAUCACUCGCACAGCGACUGUCUAGUGGUGGUGGUGAUGACGCACGGCAAAGAAAAUAAUCUACUGUACGCUUCCGAUAGGUCAUACGAAGCGAACCGGUUGUGGGAACCGUUCAUUGGCGACGCCUGUCCAUCGUUGAUAGGAAAGCCGAAGUUGUUUUUCGUACAGGCCUGCCGAGGCAAGAAGCUUGAUGAAGGCGUUAUUCAAGCAACCAUAAGCAUAGAUUCCGUCGAUACGCAAUCGUCACCGGGCUCGAUGCGAUACGUUAUUCCGGCCAUGGCAGACCUGCUGGUCAUGUACUCCACGUACGAUGGCCACUACUCGUGGCGCAAUCCGAGCAAGGGGUCUUGGUUCAUCCAAGCGCUCUGUGUCGAGCUUGGGGCGAGUGCCCAUUGCAAGGAGCUGCUGCACAUACUGACUGCCGUUUCGCGCCGGGUAGCGUUUCACUAUCAGUCGAACGUUCCGGAUAAUGCCAAAAUAGAUGCAAAGAAGCAGAUGCCCUGUAUGGUGUCCAUGUUAACCAAGCUGCUCUAUUUGACGCCAAAAAAAUAGGAGAAACACCAUAAUAAAGACCCAAAAAUCUGCUUCCGAAUGACAUGUCCGUCAUGAUGGUAUGGCGAGAAUUAUCGUAAAAUGUAGCCCCUCUGUUUUCAGAACAUUCAGGGAAAUGGUCCAGGUACUAAAGUUGUAAUAUCUGUAAGAAUUCCCAGGAACCAUGAGAUCUUUUUUUACUAGUAUCUUCAAUGUAUUUGUGACCAGCACGUAUAUCUUCGGCAAGACCACAGGAAUGGUAUGUGUAGCGUGUACACCAGAAUGAAACGUGGAGCAAAGGGCUCGCCACCGGAUGUUGGCGUAUGUGCUUGAUCGUUGAUAAUCUCGAGGUGUCAGAGGAGUUCUGCUAUCUUGGAACGGUGGUAAAUUCGAAUAAUUAAAUCAUCAGUGGAAUCCAGGAACGUAUUUCCCAAAGGGAAUAAAUAAUAACUUGAUCCAUAAAAUCAUUCUUCUCUCUGCCCAUCGCUUAUGGUUUUUAUUUGUUUAUUAUCCAAUCCGCUUUUUGCAUUGCAGAAUAGAUUAAGAUAAUGCCGCCAUGUUCUGUUGCGAGGUUUUUGACAAGAGGUUUUUGGUGCCCUGUUUCCUAGAAAUUUUGUGCGUAAGCAAUUAAAGCGAUUUCAGAAAUGAUAUCAGUCAAAGAAAAGAUAUCGCGCUAAACGUAGUGAUAAAAAACGGGAAGAGGUUAUCAAAUGUGCCAAGGAGGGAGGAGGGUGUAAUUUAGUAGAAGCUUAG